Messenger RNA from Siniperca chuatsi (mandarin fish), 3131 nucleotides. RefSeq names its product transient receptor potential cation channel, subfamily V, member 1 (gene trpv1). Gene Ontology annotation, molecular function: calcium channel activity; protein binding. The transcript is spliced from 17 exons. Lineage: Eukaryota; Metazoa; Chordata; Actinopteri; Centrarchiformes; Sinipercidae. Gene Ontology annotation, biological process: calcium ion import across plasma membrane. The coding region runs from base 453 to 2786 and encodes 777 amino acids. Gene Ontology annotation, cellular component: membrane. The record is from RefSeq and is a predicted model, not a curated record.
AUGUGAAGGCCUGUGUCCCCUGUUGAUCUGUGAAAAAAAGGAAGUGAUCUUAAGAAAGGAAAUCGUCAGAUCUCAUGAAUGCAGAUCGGUAGCUGUCUGGUAGGCACAAGCCACACAAAGUCACAGGACCGCAGUUGCACUUAACACGAGUUAAGUGAAACGACGAAGAGGCAGAGAAGACACACAGGAAGCACAUCAGCAACUAAAAAUGGACUAAAAAAAGGAGACUCACUUUAGAAAUAUUCUACACAAGUGACCUGAGGAAGAAAAGUAGCAUUUCAGAAGGGGCACGCCGCAUUGUCUGGUUUGUUCCUGUUAAUCUCACCACCAGGACUCAAACACACGGAUCUCUGCAGGACAUUCCACUGCAUGCUGCUGUUUUGUUUUUGCCCUGAAGAUUGACGAACUGGAACAGGAAGACUUCCUUUAGGCCACUGAAGCAAGAGGUGAAGAUGGACAAGUCAGAGAUGUUUGGCUUCUCUCUGGAGACAGACGACAGGACAAAGGAGGAGAAAUCACGGCAGAGAUCUGCCCUGGCUUUGGGCAAGGAGUCGCCCAAGGCUCCCAUGGACACUGACUACCAGGAGGAAAUGGAGGAGACCAAGCCUCAAAACAGAUUCAAUUUCAACUUUGACAAAGCGAUUCAGGGUAAGGAGCAGCACGGUAGGAAGAGAGAAAGCAAGACAUUUAACAUUGAUAAGUUGUUUGAAGCAGUGGCCAGAAGGGACGUUGAAAAGCUGGGCUGCCUGCAUCAGUACCUGCACCAGCACAUGAAGAAACUCUCCGACUCUUUGUAUCAGUCCUAUGGUAAAACCGCCCUGAUGAAGGCUCUGCUGCACCUCAAAGACGGCAAGAACGAGACGGUGGAACUAUUAAUUGACAUUUCAGAGAAGAUGGGCGACAUUAAAGAGUUUGUGAAUUCAGCCUACACCAACAGCUACUACAAAGGCCAGACAGCUCUCCAUAUAGCCAUUGAGAGGAGGACUAUUUUCUAUGUGAAGCUGCUGGUCAGUAAAGGAGCGGAUGUCCAUGCCAAAGCCUGCGGAAAAUUCUUCCAGCUACAUGACGGCCCCAACUUCUACUUUGGUGAGCUGCCUCUGUCUCUGGCAGCCUGCACCAACCAGCCCAACGUGGUGGACUUCCUCAUGGAGAACGAGUACCAACGAGCGGACGUUGAGAUGAAGGACUCUCAGGGCAACACGGUGCUGCACGCCCUGGUGGUGGUGGCUGACAACUCCAAGCAUAACACAGAGUUCAUCACACGCAUGUACGACCGCAUCCUUAAGACCACUGCCAAACUGCACCCCAAUCUGAAGCUAGAGAACAUCGAGAACAAUAAUGGGCUGACGCCACUCAAAAUGGCUGCCAAGACUGGCAAGAUCACGCUUUUUUCACACAUCCUGAAACGGGAAUUCCAAGAGAGUCACACCAAACAUUUGUCCCGUAAAUUCACUGAGUGGGUUUACGGGCCCGUCCACUGUUCCCUGUAUGACCUGGCCUCUUUGGACUCGUACGAAGACAACUCAGUCAUGGAGAUACUGGUCUACGGCAGUGACAUUCCUAACCGUCACGAUAUGCUCCAGACGGAGCCUCUGAGCCGGAUGCUGGACGAGAAGUGGAAGAGGUUUGCAGGUCGCAUGUUUUGUUUCAACUUCCUUGUCUACUUCCUGUACCUGAUCAUCUUCACUAUUGUAGCCUACAAUAAGAAGGACGGACAGCCGCCGUUUCCCCUCGAACACGACACAAUGGGUUACCUGUAUGUUUCAGGCCAGCUACUGACAGCGCUGGCAAACUGCUAUUUCUUUUUCAUGGGGAUCAUAGACUUGAAGAGGAAACGCCCAAAACUGCAGACGUUGCUGAUAGAUGGAUAUUAUGAGAUUCUUUUUUUUGUGCAAGGUGUCCUCUUCCUGGUCUCCGCCGGGCUGUAUCUGAGUGGGCAGCAGGAGUAUCUCGGCUUCCUGGUACUGUGUCUUGCUCUCAGCUGGGUGAACCUGCUCUACUUCUCCAGGGGCGACAUACACAUGGGCAUCUACAGCAUCAUGAUACAGAAGAUGAUCCUCAGUGAUAUCCUGCGCUUUCUUUUUGUCUAUGUUGUCUUCCUCUUUGGAUUUUCAGCAGCGGUGGUCACCCUGCUCAUAGAGCCUCCUGUGAGAAACAACACUAAAAGUCAGAAGGGGCGUCUCUAUGGUCCCCUUGAUGAUGAUGAGGAGUGUUUAAAACCCAGCUUCAGAAACAUCUCCUACACCACGUUGCAGCUCUUCAAGUUCACCAUCGGCAUGGGCGACAUGGAGUUCACCCAGGGCUACCAGUACAAGGAGGUCUUCUACUUGCUCCUCAUCGGCUACAUCAUUCUCACCUACAUCCUGCUGCUCAACAUGCUCAUCGCCCUCAUGAACCACACCGUGGAGAAGACCACCAUGGAGAGCAGCAGCAUCUGGAAGCUACAGAGGGCUAUCACUAUCCUGGACAUGGAGAAUAGGAUGCCUCGCUGUCUGAGGAGGAGGCUUCGCUGUGGGGUGGAGAAAAACCUCUGCACUGCUCUUGGGGAUGACCGUCGCCGGUGUUUCAGAGUGGAGGAAGUCAACUGGAACAAAUGGAACAGCAACCUGGGCAAAAUCAAUGAGGAUCCUGGCUGCUGGGAUCGUGUCCAACAGCUUGCUUCAGACACCCAGCUGAACACACCAAACAGAGGGAGGAGCUGGAGAGGCUUAUUCAUGGAGAGCAGAAGAAGGCAAUGGCAGACUUAUCAAUCCACAGAGACGAGUCUGAGCACCACAGCGGUCUAAAAGAUAACAGAGAGCUUCACUCUGGCUGCUCAGCCUGACUAACCUGAGCAACGAUGCAUUCAAACCUAAAGACAGUAUUCAGUUCCCCAAGAAAUUUAACUGCCAAAUAUGUGAACUGCCUUUCUGACUGACUGAUACUCUAAUGUCAGCUGGAUUUUAAAUUUAGUCUUUGAGGCAAUAUUUCAGGGAUGAGCAGUGCUGAAGAAGAUAUUGUAAAUAUGUGUUUAUCUGACUGACAUAAUGAUGUACAAAAAGUAGAAUGUAUCAAAGUUGACUGCUGCAUCAAAUGCUGCUUAAUUGCCAAGGAAAUCUUGCAUUUGAAAUACAUUAAACAUUUAAUCCAAA